This is a messenger RNA of Prunus armeniaca (apricot), 1332 nucleotides long. The record is from the annotation of a GenBank genome assembly. NCBI's taxonomy places the organism in Eukaryota, Viridiplantae, Streptophyta, Magnoliopsida, Rosales, Rosaceae.
AUGUCGAGAAGAGACAAAGCUCAUCCUUCAAGCUCCAGGAAGCGUAGCCAGAAAAGUAAUGAUAUUUUGUUACGUAGAUCGGCUGGUAGAAAACCUGUACUUGCUGCUGGUGACGAUGAGAGCUAUGAAGAAGUGCCUCGGCCAUCGCAACCAAAGCGACUUUCCCAUUACCUAGAAAUGUUGUAUGAGAAAAGAGGAUCCAAGCGAGAGGAGGCACUGGCUUCAAUCAUUGAAGUGUUAACUUGCAGAUUAGAGAAUGACUAUCUGGAAGAGAAUUUUGCUACCUUUCUAUACAGAGGAUUAAAUUCCCUAGAAAAAGGUUCUUCUAAAGAGAAGCAGCUAUCACUACAUGUUAUAGGUUUGCUGGCCAUAAUCAUUUGUUGUGAAGAUAAACUCUCUGAAGUAUACAGAGUUUUGCUUCCUGUACUUUCCGAGGGUCUAAAAUCUGGAACCACGACAUUAAAGAUGUUGAAUUGUUUGGCUAUUGUGGGUUUUUUUGGUUCAACUAACUCAGAGGAGACUGAAAGUGCCAUGCAAAUUAUUUGGAAGUUCAUUCAUCCUGAAUCUGUCAAUGACGUCAACACAAAAAAGCAUUCGCCAGAGGUUCUAGUUGCUGCAAUAUAUUCUUGGCUGUUUCUUCUUACAAGCAUGGAGGGAUGGAGACUCAGCCACAACUCUUGGAAUGGGGCCGUUUGCUACUUCUCAAACCUAUUAGAGCACGGUGAUAAAUUAGUGCGUGUAGCAGCUUGUGAAGCGCUGGCCUUAAUAUUUGAAACUGGAAAUCUUGAUAAGUUUUGGAAGGAAGCAAAGGAUCACAGCAACUAUUCACAUAUGCAACAAUCACUGAGAGAAAAUAUUUUAAAGAAAUUAAAGUGUCUUUAUUUGGACACUAGAAGUGAGAAUAUUACAAAAAAAGUCUGCGAAGUUGUGAAUUAUUUUGAGAGUUUUCAAUGUUUGGGAACAUCUUUAACAAUCAAUGGAAAAGAUCUAAAGUUGUCAUCAUGGUAUCAAAUGAUUCAGUUGCAGUUUUUGGAGAAUUUUCUAAAUGAUGGAUUCAAAAUACAUAUGAAGGAAAAUGAGAAACUUCAACAUUUGUUUGAAUUCAAUCCACGUAGAAUAAAGAAUUUAGGUCCAGAACUCUAUGUAUCUACCACUGAUAAGAUUACCGUCCGUUUCUUUUUACCCGAAGAAAGAAAUGCUGAAACACUGACGAAGGAAAAUAAAAAGAAAGAGAGAGUUUGGAGGAAUUCUCUUCUGGAGAAGGCAAGAACACAAUUAAUGAGCAAGCAUCGUCGCAUGUCAGAGGAAAUGAACUGCUGCGACUAUGAUUGA